GAGGCCCCGCCCAUGGUUUGAAUCGGAGGCCCCGCUGUCCUCUCUCGGCCAAUCCUCGACGACGACGGAGUCGUGACGUCCUUUGUGGGCGCCCAAGCUCCGCCCCGCUCGGCAGGUGGCCCCUCCCACCGCGGCGGCGCGCGUACGCGGCCAGGCAGGAUGUUUGCGCGGGGGCUGAAGAGGAAGUGCACGGAGCAGGAUGAGGCUGCUGGCGGCCCAAGGGCACCCUCCUAUCGCCUACAGCGCCAGUCGCUCCUGGACAUGUCCCUGGUCAAGUUGCAGCUGUGCCACAUGUUGGUGGAGCCCAACCUCUGCCGCUCCGUCCUAAUCGCCAACACAGUCCGGCAGAUCCAAGAGGAAAUGACGCAGGAUGGCACGUGGCGGGCGACACCCCCAGCUGCUGGGCCCAUGCCCCUUGAGCAUCUGGUCUCCACAGACAUUCUGUGCCGUGCUGAGGAGGGAGCUCCCGUGCCUGCUCUCGUCCCACCAGGUGACGCCUGGGAGGGGGACGGCCUGCGGGAGGGCAGAGGUGGCCUGCACAAGUCACUGGGCCAGAUCUUCGAGACGCUGGAGGCCAAGAGCCCGAGCUGCGUGGAGGAGCUCUUCUCUGAGGUGGACAGCCCCUACUAUGACCUGGAUGCUGUACUGACAGGGAUGGUGGCCAGCACGCCUGGGGAGGGGCUUGAGGGUUUUGCCCCCACAGCCACCACCACCCCUGGCUCUAGCUGCAAGGCGGACCUGGGUGAGCAGGAGUGUGUGCUGGGCGUGUUGGUGGAGGCCUGAGGCUGCCAUGGGCAGCACCAAGGACAGACAUGAGACAGCACCCAGGCUGAACCACACAGAGUGAGUCUUGGAAAAUGCCCAGAAGGCUUCCCUGGUAGCCCAGGCCUGUCAUCUGGCUGUCAGCUGCCACUCAGACUUCAGCUGGAUGAACCUUUUUAAAUUAAGUUUUGUUUUGGGCAGUGUUUUGCCUUAAGAUAUAUUUUUAAACUUUUUAUACUUUUGUCUCUAGAUUUUUUCAGCUAUUUUCUGGAAAGUAUAUUUUUUCUACAGACACUGCUGCUAAAGACCCCCAUGCGGUCUGAACGGUCCAUUCGCUGUGCCCCAUGGACAGCUGGGCCAGGGCGUCGGAAACACUGCUUGUGCCCUUGGGGCUGUCUCUGAGGAUGGGAUCCCUUGCACUGGGCCAGAAGCUCAGGUCCCCCCCGAACUGGCUGCGGGCACAGGCUGGAAGUUGCAGAGGCCCGUGUUGGGGGCUCGGUGCCAUCGGGUACCUGACCCCAUAGCUGGAGGUUGUCAGUUGGUUUACAAGUCAGGCUUCCUGCUCCUGAUCCACACUUCCUGUUUCUCAUGCCUCACUGGAGCCCAGGGCUCGGCUCUCGCACAUGUGACCACGGCAUCUCUGAUUAAACGCUCUGCCACAGAC
Messenger RNA from Erinaceus europaeus (western European hedgehog), 1426 nucleotides. It is a transcript of the gene CDCA4, whose product is annotated as cell division cycle associated 4. The transcript has 2 exons. Gene Ontology annotation, cellular component: nucleus. NCBI's taxonomy places the organism in Eukaryota, Metazoa, Chordata, Mammalia, Eulipotyphla, Erinaceidae. Gene Ontology annotation, molecular function: transcription regulator activity. Bases 160 to 783 code for a protein of 207 amino acids. The record is from RefSeq and is a predicted model, not a curated record.